Molecule: messenger RNA, 2008 nt
Organism: Apis florea (little honeybee)
Lineage: Eukaryota; Metazoa; Arthropoda; Insecta; Hymenoptera; Apidae
Source: RefSeq, a predicted model, not a curated record
AUAACUUAUACACGAAACAAAUAAUAAUAAUUUUGCUCUUAUCAUUCGCUUUUUUCCAAAAUUGUUAUAUAUGAAACAAGUUGAAUCUUUGAUAUUUCCUUCGAACAAUUGAAAAGUAAAAAGUUAAUUAUAACGGCUUUAUCAUUGUCGUUUUUUUCACAUUGCCCACAUUGAAGAUCAUAAUUUCGAUAUUAAAUUUUCAAUUCACCGAAUCAAUAAUUUUAUAAAAAAUAACUUGUGCGUUAUAAUUUUACGAUUAUUCUUUUCUAUUGCAUAUUCUUUAUAAUAUACACGUAGACACAACGGAUAUGGGAUUCUAAAUCCUAUGGAAGAUUUACUCCGUGAUUUCAAUCUCUUGUAUAAUUUAUCACCUUGUCAAUAAGUGAGCUAUUCCAACAUUUAAAUAUGUAGGUAUCUAAUUAGAGAACGUUUUACAAUAUCAUACAUUUGUGAAUAUCAGUCUUGAUAAGUAUUCGUUCUUCUAGCAUCACAACUCGUGCCAAUAUAUACAAUGCAUCUAAUAAUUAUAUAUUAUAAUUAUAUAUAUAUAGUUGCCUAGUAGCAAGAAAAUUAUUAGGAAAUUACUGAUCGAUAUGUUGUCAUUAACCAAUGUUAUGUUCCAUAUGAAAUUCCUCUUACUUAAAAGACAAUUUUACACGUCUGCAAACAUUUAGCUGUUUUUCGAAUCAGUAUAACAGCGUUCACAUAUCGUUUCAUUGUCUUAUCGUUCUGUUGUGUACAAACGUUAAAUAUUAUUCCAUUCAUAAGACGAAAAAUCUUUUGAUAUUAUGUUAAAACAAUUGACACCUGAGAAAGUUAUCCACAUUACUGAAUUAGCUUCAACAUUGUGUUGGCCACUUUCUGCCAAUAGUAGCAAAACUCAAGUGUUUAUAUUCAAAGCUCUGCAAAUAAUUAGCAUUAUCAAUGCUUUUAUAUUGCUUCUGCCCUUGUUAUAUUCGGUCUAUCUGCAUUUUGAUGACGUUAUCAUUGUCUCCAAAUGUGUUGCUCUCUCAAUAGGCUUGACUCAACUAAUCACACAGACUGCCAUAUGCAUCGCUAAAUACGAUUCCCUGUAACAUGUAAUCGAAGAAAUGAUAAUCUGUAUCAAAGCAGCACAACAAUACGAAAGAAAAAUUUUCCACAAAUACAUCGAGAAAUGCUACACAUUUUAUGCAUGCUCUAUAACAUGCACGUACCUAACAACAACUGUUUUCAUAAUAGGACCUGCAUUCUCGCCAUCUUCCUUCCCAAUAGAUGCGGAAUACCCCUUUCAAAUUAAUUACACGCCAGUGAAGACUAUCAUAUACCUGCAACAAACUUUGGUCAGUUUUCAAUGCGCUGGACAUAUAUGCAUAAGCAUAUUUGGCGCGCUUUUGCUUUGGUUCACGGCCGCGAGAUUCGAAUGUCUGGCCGUGGAAUUGCAAAGAAUUACCAAUAUUGAUACGCAAAAAAAAGUGAUAAUUAGCUUUCGUUUUAUAAUAGUUUAUGCCAUAGGAGUGAGUACAUUUGUCCUGAUUCUAGAUGAUAUUAUAAUAAUAAUGAAGGCAUCGUUAAUCGUGAAAAUACAGUUCAUAACAUUGAGUUUGACAGUGCUGACAGAAUAUAUAUAUAUAUACGCAUGGCCUGCUGAUUAUAUGAAAGAUAUGAGUACAAAUGUCUCAAAAAGUGUGUACAAUAUAACGUGGUAUAAACAGGCAUUGAGCAUGCAAAAGAAUCUGUUAAACGUAUUGAUGUAUCAGCAGCCAAUAAUCCUUUCUGUUAAUUGUAUAUUGUCAGAACUUUCGUUACAUUAUUAUUGUUCGUAUCCGUCCAAUGCCUUCUCUAUCUUCACAGCUAUACGUGUCAUGAUAGAAGAUAAUCCAUGAUUAAAUUUAUUUAUUGUUUUAUUAUGUAAUUGUUAAAAUACUUCAUCAAUUAAAUUUUUACAUCACGAAGUGAUGUAUUUAAAUAUUUAAUCGACUGUUGUUUCAUUGUGAAAUAAACUGUUUGACUCGAAUUGCAUAUCAAU